AGCUAACGCGAGUAAAUUUUACCAAGUAGCUAAAAGAUGGAUUUAGAGAACGAUUUCCCCCCCAAAAAUCGAGUAACUACGUGAUCGAUGUGAAAUCGAUUUUUGACAAGCGGAGAGCCCUUACUUUUGGCGGAAACGGCGUUCCAUAGAAGUGCGCGUUCCUGCUGCUGAUCUGUGUUGCUGUCGCAAUUGAGCAAGUGAAGAUGAUAGCUAAAACCGCUACCAUUUUGGUUGUAGCUGCUAUUUUGUUUGAUGGUGGCCUGUGUUUUUGCUACUGUGAUGACUUUGAUUACUUCUCAUGGAAUUUUGGCUCCACAAUAAACACCUCACUCAAUGGUUAUACUACUCUCUAUUUGGAAAUGUAUCGUAUAUAUUUGUAUGACUGUCAAGAAAGCAGAGAUUCUUUGGGAGAUUGUCAAACCUAAUGGCGAGUAUGAAGUGUACACUGUAGUCAACUAUAGUCACUAUCACUAUGGAAGGCAUCAGAAUAAUAUUGCAGAGAGAGGACUAUUGUUUGUAGGGAUUUGCUACAGUUCUUGCGAUCUCCUACUGACAAUAACUCCCACUGAUCUGAGGUACAAUGGAGCUCAAAUCACAGGAAUUGUGCGUCUUCCCGAGUGUUUUAACACUUCCAACACUACCUAUACCACAACCCUCAGAAUACAAGGUCUCCUAAAAGCUCCCACUGAUGUAAGUGUUGAAGCAGUUGGAGUUGGUAGCAUUAAUGUGUCAUGGAGUCCUCCAUUCACCCUGGAAGGAGUCCCCAUACUCCACUACAGUGUCUACAUCACCAGUCAGGGAGUCUCAGAACAGACAAACACCACUGAAACACACAUCACUCUAGAGAGACCAUGUGCCAGCACCACCUACCAGAUCAGUGCAUGGAAUGAAGUGGGAGAGGGAAAUGCUACCAGAAAAGCGUUCUUGACACUCAUUGAAGCAGCUGUCAAAGUCAUUAGUAAACUGCUAAAACCAGGAAUAUGUCUUUCCUGUUCUUUCUUUUCUGAUUCUACUGCUGAUGGCUGUGCUAUCAUAAUGAAAAACAACAAACAUGCUUAUGUUUUCAAAGCCACCCGAAGCAAUAACAAUGAUGACAACAUUGCACUACUGGAAUCUUUCUCAGUUCCAGAAGGAGGGGAGUACAGUGUAAGUGUCCAUGAGAUACACUACGGUGUUUUGCAGGAACAUGUUUGCACUCAAGUGAACGUAACAGUUUCGAUUACAGAAGGUACCUCACUGAAGUAUUCCAAGGUUAAACCAGUGAGUGGAGGGAUAUGUGCCUUUUGUAUUUUCACAAAUGGCUCUACUGCUAAAGGAUGUGCAAUAACACUUUUCAGUGAUCAGAUUACAUUCAACUACACAAUACCUCGUCACUCACCUUAUGACAUAGCAUUGGUGGAGUGUUUCAAGGUGAAACAAUCAGGACCAUACCAUGUACUGGUAUCAGAGAUACUAAUGGAUGGAUCAGAGGGCUACAAUACACUGGAGCUACCUGAUAUCAGUGUAGCAUUAGCCUCUGCAACUGACAAGCAAGAAAAUGGGACUCCAACAGUAACUGGACUUUCUAUUGUCCUUUGUCUGACACUGCUGGGCUUGAUUAUAGCCGUUCUACUUGCCUCCAUCCUUUUCCUUAAGAAAAGAUCAACCACCAGGAGAAAGAACAACGGUAAGCCACUCUGAAGGCAGAGUGUUUAACUGCAUACGUGAGCAAUAAGGGUAGGUUUCUCAG
Messenger RNA from Geodia barretti, 1729 nucleotides. Lineage: Eukaryota; Metazoa; Porifera; Demospongiae; Tetractinellida; Geodiidae. The record is from the annotation of a GenBank genome assembly.